AUGUCGUUCAUCAGACAAAAUCCCUUUGGCUCGGCCCGACCACUACUCUCCGUUCGACCAACAAGUUUGUGCCAUUGGGCCAGUGGGAUUCACAACUAUACAAGAGCGACCUUGUUGUCCAAUUAUCCUGAGCUCAGCGAUGGUGCGGCCAGGAAGCGUAUCUUGGAGCAAUACACCAAUCAAUGUGCGAGUCUGGGCGUAAAGCAGGUUACCGAGCUUCGGAAGAUUCGCCUUCCACAAAUAUAUCUCAAGCAAUUCGUCCGUGUGAGAUCCAGUGCUAUAGCAGCUAGCUUCUUGGAGAACGGGCCAUCGGAAAAGCUGGCCAGACCGUACAGAGAGUGCGAGCAAUGGUUGGAGAACAACGCGUCAAAAGUCGAAGAACUGUACGAAGCCGAGAGGAAUGCUACACUGAGAAGAUUUCCCAAGCUCGCGAUAGCAGCUAUGAGAGAAAAUAUCCUGAAGCAGUACAACAUGAAGUGUGAAAGAAUCCUCGUUUCAAGGAGCAAAGAAAAGACAGUCGAGCAACCGAGAGAAUUCGUAGCAGGUACUACACAUGAAGAGAAGCAUCAUUUUUGCGAAUUGNCGUUACAGUAUGUCGCAAUACAUCUGAUCGACACUCCAAUCACCUCAAGGGACGCGCUCGAAAACUGGAAGGCGGAGUUCAAACGCUGUCAAGAUACCGUCACCAAGGCCACAGAAUUCACAAUCGAAGAGGAAAGCGCAGAGGCUUUGGCAACUUACCCCGACCUCGAGGAUCCUGAUGUCUGUCGCAGAGUCAUAGACGAACACAAUGAGCGUGCCGCGGAGUUGAGAGAAGCAGACGAGCAGGGAAUCAAGAUACUCUCGGAUCAGAUCCCAGCGAAAGAGGUGGAGAAAUUCUUAAUCUUGAGACUCGAAUCACACGCUAUACAGGCUUUGUCACCUGGUAGUGAGUCGAUAGAACGCAGGAAGAAGCGAUACCAAGUGCGCAAAGAAACCCUGGCCAAUUUGGACAUCGUCUGGGCCCAGGAGAAACGCGGCAGCAGAUGGAUAGUCAUUCCAAACCCACUCACGGUCCUGGAGUGGAUUGGGGUUGGAACAUGA
Molecule: messenger RNA, 1083 nt
Organism: Aureobasidium vineae
Lineage: Eukaryota; Fungi; Ascomycota; Dothideomycetes; Dothideales; Saccotheciaceae
Source: the annotation of a GenBank genome assembly